AUGCAAAAUGAUCCUCGAAUAUCGGUGAAACAAAAAUCAUUUGUUCCAAAUUAUGGUCCUGGAAAUUCUUUGUAUUCCACAGCUGAAUCUUUAAUUGCACAAAAUAUUGAAAGUUAUUUUCGUAUUAUUCCAACUCGACUAAAUUCUACAACAGAUUCGAUUGAUAAAUUAACAUUAAAUACAAAUGAACGUAAAACUGUUCAAUAUCUUCGUCCAACAUCAUUUGAAUAA
Messenger RNA from Rotaria sp. Silwood2, 231 nucleotides. The record is from the annotation of a GenBank genome assembly. NCBI's taxonomy places the organism in Eukaryota, Metazoa, Rotifera, Eurotatoria, Philodinida, Philodinidae.